AUGGCACCCCAACAGAACACCGACACUGACCCUCUCCGCCUCCUCAACUUUGACUGUGCGACCCUGAUCCUAGACCAUUUAGAUCUCGACGAUGUCGGAAACGCCCAGGUUGUGAGUGAGGCGUGGGAGGCUCGCGUCCAAGAAUGGGCCGGCACCCGCGGUCUGCAGAAACUCUUCCCUGACGCUUGGAAGAAGCACUUUGCAGGGACCGAAGAUGCCUCCAAGAAAGGGAGCAAUGGAUAUCAGCUCUUCAGGCAACAAGCACUGGAAGAAACAUGCGAGAAACGAUGGGCAAAAGCUCGGGCCCUACGCGCACACGAAUACAUCAUCGACAAGAAGAUUGCCGACGUCGUCAUGGCCGGCGAGUAUCUGGCCUGGAGGCAGGAACGCACCCAGUGGGUAGACAAGCAGGAGGCCGGCGUCUUUUGGACUCGUCUUGGGGCCCCUGCGCAGCAGCUGGAUAUGCCAGUAGCCCUUGCAAGGGGCCUUGUGCAUAUGAAGCUGCAUUGCUCUGGGCUGCUUUCCGUCUACAGCCAGCGUGUUGUUACGAGGGAUAACAGGAUCACGCAACACGUCUACGACCUAACCACAAGCACAGAACUCUGGCGCCGGACCAUCACCGGCGCAAACACCCCGCACGCGCAAACACAGGUCUACCCCAUCGCAAUCGGCUGGGCGCGGGUAUACCACUACGGCGCAACGCUGACCGAGCUCGAAGCGUACGACCUGCGCAGCGGCGCCCUGCUCUACACCGUGCCCCUCUUCACCAAGCCCGUCCUCAUCCCAGCCCACAGCCAAGUGUGGCGCCUGGGCGGCCUUGAUGUCCUCGUCGGUAUAAGCAAGACAGCAGGCAACGCGGCAAACGGGAACCCACGCGCGGAGAUGCACUUUAUCAACACGGACACAGGAUACUCGCUCCAGACGCUCCGGUUUGAUUACUCGGGCGGCCCGGACGAUCUGCGGAUCAAGGUCUCGACGCGGCGCAAUGAGCUCGCCUUUGCGCUGGUGGGCGGGAUGGUGCACGGUUGCUUCAGCACGCAGAUCUUCGAGUAUGAGGCUGCGCGGCAGGAGUUCGUGCAGAGGUCUCUGGAAGACCUUAGGCGGCCGACGCCGUUGGAAGUCAGCUGGAGGGGGUGGUGCACUGAUGAUGUCACGGUGUGGGAUGCCUUUCACCGUUUCACGCUCAGGGUUGAUCGCGGGCUUUGUCCUUGGGGGUUUCUUGUGCCAUUUAACACAGACUCCUGCGCUUACCCUAGCCUCAAGGUUGACCCCCCGGCUGUCGUUGUGGGCAAGGGGAACACCAGGCCUUACUCCGUGAAGGACAAAGGGUUUGAUGUUCUGCUUCGAGCGGAGAUCGGGAAAGCGAGACUGUUCCUUUAUAAUGGCGACUCGGAGCAGCGCCAUGAAAAGCACCACAGCCGGCUCUCGAUUCUGGAUUUUGGGUAUGGGGGUUGCACGAUUAUGCAGGCGCAGGAUUGCUUGCAGCGUCCGGAUAGCGGUUGGUAA
Molecule: messenger RNA, 1506 nt
Organism: Aspergillus mulundensis
Lineage: Eukaryota; Fungi; Ascomycota; Eurotiomycetes; Eurotiales; Aspergillaceae
Exons: 3
Coding region: 1-1506 (501 amino acids)
Source: RefSeq, a predicted model, not a curated record